AUGGCUUCUAAAAGAUAUCCCCAAUUUAUUCUAUUGGGCGAUUCCAUUGUUGAAUUCUCAAGCUAUUUGCGAGAUGGCUUUUCAUUCACUGCGGGUCUUGAAGAACAUUGUUCGAGGCGAUUGCAGGUCAUAAAUCAUGGUUUAAGCGGGUACAAUACCGACAAUGCUCUUGAGAUCCAUCAGCAUCUCGUUCCGGACCCAACUUCCGCUAAAGUUUCCUACUUGGUACGUCAACUAAGUACCUUGCAGGACUCGCCUCUUGUCGGAGUUCCUUGGAAAACUUCACCAUUAUUAGAGUCGCUCAUUCUUUUCGGUGCAAAUGAUGCGUGCCUCCCGGAUGGUCCUACGGGUCAAUACGUUUCACUAGAGAACUACAAGAAAAAUAUCGAAGCCCUUCUCGAUCACUGGAGUUCCAUAGCCCAAUAUCCUAAAAUCUUGUUGGUCACACCACCACCAAUCAACGAGAUUCAACUUGAGAAGGGAGACCGUCAAAAGGGCUACUCCUCUCUCACGAGACUACAGGAGAAUACUGCCAAAUAUGCAGCUGCAGUCAGAGAAAUUGCCACAGAGUGGAAAGAUCGAAAUGUGGUAUUAGUCGAUCUUUGGAGGGCUAUGAUGGAUAAAGCAGUACAUAUAAGUUCAGAUAACACGAUUGAUGUUAAAACGAUGGGCACCAAACGUGCCGGAGAUGAUACAUCUAUGAGGACGCUUCUCACAGACGGACUUCAUCUUUCUAGCGAAGGAUACAAAAUAUUCUUAAGUAAAGUGAUACCCAUGGUGGGAACCGAGUGGAAAAAAGAACCCUUUGAUAGCCCAAGCUGGGUGUUUCCACAUUGGACAGUAGCUCCUAAGUUUAGUCGUUGA
Sclerotinia borealis F-4128 is the source of this 864-nucleotide messenger RNA. Lineage: Eukaryota; Fungi; Ascomycota; Leotiomycetes; Helotiales; Sclerotiniaceae. The record is from the annotation of a GenBank genome assembly.